Bathycoccus prasinos is the source of this 2949-nucleotide messenger RNA. RefSeq lists its product with no specific name. Lineage: Eukaryota; Viridiplantae; Chlorophyta; Mamiellophyceae; Mamiellales; Bathycoccaceae. The record is from RefSeq and is a predicted model, not a curated record. The coding region runs from base 1 to 2949 and encodes 982 amino acids. The transcript has a single exon.
AUGUUUUCUCGGCGCAUUUGUUCGUUUGCACGUCUUUUAGUCUCCCUUUUCCUGUGCGUUUCAUUCGCAUCUUUUGCAAGUGCGGCAGAAGCGAACGAAAAGUGCAAUUCCGAAAAGCAGAAAGAAACAAUCGACAGAGCGAUACGAUCGCACGGUUACGUCAACACCAACGAAAACGAAUACGCGAGAGUGAUUUCGUUGGCGAGGAAAGAGCAACACUCGAUGUAUGCAUUUGAAUCGCGAUGCGGGUGCGCAAGCGAGGAGGAUAUUAGGAAAGAUUUAGGCAUGAACGAGACGGGAAGAGGAGCGCUGGACGAGGAGGAAACGGAGUCAUCGGAUAAAGAGCGACAUUUCGCGUGUCACGAGUUUCUGGGAAAAUACGGCAACUACGUCGCGUGGAGGAACCGCGUGCUGUCGAACGACGCAAAGUACGAGCAGGAGCGCAAAGAGGCGAAGUAUUUGGUCGUCAAAACGGCGUGGUUUGGACUCGGCUUAGGCCACAUGGGGAGUACCGUCGCCGAGUGGUUGGCGUUUGCGAUGCAAGUGAAACGAGUUUUGUUCAUCGAGGAGUUGGCGGAUUGGAACGUUCUGGAGUACUUCGAGGGACAUUUAGGAAUGGAUUUGAGAUACAGAGAUGCGGAGGAAAAGAUGAUGAGAGAACGCGUGGGUGGUAAAGAGAAGGAGGCGAUUUUGGCGUUGGGCGCGCUCGGCGCUGACGAGAGUACGUGUAGGAAAGGGCACUGUCGAGCGCGGUCGUUUGCGGAAGCGAAGACGUGCAGAGAAUAUAAAGAAGGGGAUGGUGCGAAACCAGAGUAUUGCGACGGGGAAAAAAUAGCAUGCGAAUCCGCAGAUGUCGCCGGUUGGCAGUGUGAACCGUGCUUGCAAUGCGCGUCGGAUUUGUUGCAAAACGCAAAGUGGGUGACGAUUCGCUCGGACGCUGGUAUUAAACCACCGAGUUUGAUUAGCGAUCCAGAUUUGAAGAACGAAGUGUUGAGACAAUUUAUAUGGCAGAGUGGGAAUUCAAAUAAGCGCGACGAAGAUUGGGACGUUUUUAAAGCGCUGACGAAAACGGUCGAUAAAAGUCGUUCUCAAGAUAACGACGCGUAUUUUCCAGCCACGGUCGCUCAACAUCCAUGUUUACGAUGCGCGUUUUUCGCAUUGAUGCGUCCGAGAGCAGAACUAGCGGAGGCGUGGGGUGCCGUGUUAGGCUCUAAAGCGGCAGAUUCGAAUCGGUUACAGUGUUUAAAAGUCCGCACGGGUUACCCAGAAAGUUCCACGUGCUUCCCAGACGACACGCCGAAAUCGGACGUAUGCGUGGAACAAAUUUUCUCGCACCCGACAUGUUCGGUUUCCUACCAGUUCCACACGGCGGUUCGUUUAGUGUCGCGGACUGAUCGAGAGCGACACGUGACCAUUAAGGAAGCGCUAAAUUGCUUGGCAUCUCAAAAAGACGCCUUCAUUCAUGUUGCCACGGACGCCCCGGUUGUCGCCGACUACGUCUCUCUUUUCUCCCCUCGAAACCACGCGAACGUGUUCAUCUUGCCAGGUAGAGGUGUCGACUUGAAUAACGGCUAUCGCGAUACCCAAGAAAACUCUUUUCAAAAUAAAAUGAAAGUGGCGUUGGAUUUUUACGUUCAAGGUUGGUGCGAUGAUACUUUGAUGUUAUCUCCGAGCGAGUAUUACGUCUCCGCGGGGAUGCGUACGAUGGUGCCGAACAAGUUCACCAACGACGACCACCAUCCGUCGUUGUGCGAGGAAGUUUUUGGGUUCAAUACGACGUAUAACACUAAAGAAGCCAACUCGUGGUCGCACGCGCCUACUUGGCAAGAGAAAGGAUUAGAGGCGAGGUCGAAAGCGAAAAAUCUAGAAUGUUAUUCGGGCACGACGGAGGAACCGAAUCCGGAAGUUAAAAACAUCGGGAAGAUUUCCGUUGGAGCGAAAUCCGACGACGAGCUAAAAAAAAGUGUGGAGGAGGUUUCAGUCGCGAAACAAUUGAAAACAGGGGAGGUUGACGGAAAGGCUUCUAGAAAUGAAGGUGAAUCAUCGAAGAUUGUGGAAAUUGACGCCUCGACUGGCGAGGAAAUUCUUUCCAGAGGGGCGAAAAUGGAAGACAUCGACCCAGAUUCCACGCUCAAAAAUAACGAAAUGUUGAAACCACCUGAGGACGCCGAGCAACGAGAGCAACACCAAACGCUAACUGAGGAGGAAAUCGCGGAAAAGAAAUGGCACAAAGACGCGCACGACGCGGUCAUGGCGACCAUCAAUACCCACGCGCAAAAGAGCAAAGAACACCAGGAAAGAAAACAAAAAAUAGUCGAUGAAGAAUCGAAAGCGCGAGAGCGGCGCUUGGAAGAACGAGCACACAGACAUGAAAGAGAGCGACAGCGCGAACGCGAACAUCCUUUGAAUAAGGCAUACGAGAUGAGGCGCUCCAAACGCGACGAGGCUAGGAAACGAAUCAACGAUAUCGCCGCGCAAUACGACCGAGUACUCGAAGUUGAAGAAAAACGCCAAGUCGCCAAAGAUAUGAUGCUCAUCCACGCCAGCGAAAAGAAAGACGGCGAGGGAGGAGGAGAAGGAGAAAACGAAGAAACAGAAAUCGACGGCGAGUUAUCGAAAAUCGAACGCAACGAAGACCGCGAAAACGAACUCGAGAAAAUAUCCGAACUCGAAAAGAUGCCGCUCGUGUUGGAGCCGCCGAACGUCCUCGUCGACCUCCCGAGCGCGAGCAGCGCGAGACGGAGCGGCAACUUCUUCAACUUCUUCUCGUCCUCGCCGGAUAAAAACGAGGACGACGGCAAAAACAACUACGCCUUCGGUACCUUCCUUUCUUUCGUGUUCGUGAUACUCGUCUUCGUCGUCUUCGCGGUCGUGAGAAGACGAAGGAGGAAGAAAAUUUUACUCGCCGCCAAUCGAGCGUACGCGGAAGGCAGAAGUUUCAUAGUUUGA